This is a messenger RNA of Adineta ricciae, 633 nucleotides long. Lineage: Eukaryota; Metazoa; Rotifera; Eurotatoria; Adinetida; Adinetidae. The record is from the annotation of a GenBank genome assembly.
AUGUUACUACUGACUAAGAAAAAUGCACUUUGUACUCUAGAUCAAACAAGACCAAUAUCUCUACUCGACUCUUUUCUCGAAGUCUAUGAAAGAUUAUUUCUCAAUCGAUUCUUAACUGUACUAAAUGAUAAAGGCAUACUUCCUGAUAAUCAAUCUGGAUUUCGUGCAAACUACCGUUUCCAAACACGAUUACUACUUUUGAUUGAACAGCUGGAGUCGUACAUGUCCAACAGCGCGCCGGUAACCACGGUCUUAGUGGAUUUCAAGUCAGCCUUCGACCAAUUAUGGGGAGGACCACAAGGGUCGAGCGUCACACCUACUCUCUUCAUAACCUACCACAGUGAUAUAGCACAAUUCCUGCCGAGAGCUAUGUGUUUCUUCUUCGCUGACGAUCUUGCUGCAGUACUAGCUGACCAUAUGGGAGUAAAAUUCGGACUACAGUGUAUAGAUCUUGAAAGACGACUCCAUACCUUUUUUGAGCAACUGGAAUUCUACUCAAUUCUUGCAGUGCAAACAAUUAACUACGCGAAAACACAAGCUAUGUUCUCAGUACGGGCAGUAAAGUAUCCAGAUUCAAUGCCCAAAUUACAAUGUGGUGGACACCCGAUAGAAUGGAGUAAAUCCUUCAAAUAA